Messenger RNA from Paramecium sonneborni, 219 nucleotides. The record is from the annotation of a GenBank genome assembly. Lineage: Eukaryota; Ciliophora; Oligohymenophorea; Peniculida; Parameciidae.
AUGGAUAAGGCUUAAAAAAAUAAAUAAAUUAUAGAAUAAGCUUACGAAAACUUUGUUGAAAAGAAGCCUGCUAGUAAAUCUCCAGGAAUUAAACAGUAGUAAUAAUUGAAUCUAUUAAAAAAUAAUUUUAAGCAUAAAAUUAAUUAACUAUUAUCAUAAACUCCUGAGAAAAAGUUUAGAUUGCAAGCCACAAUAAAAAAAAAUUACUUUAUUAAUUGA